Morchella sextelata is the source of this 258-nucleotide messenger RNA. RefSeq lists its product as uncharacterized. The record is from RefSeq and is a predicted model, not a curated record. The transcript has 3 exons. NCBI's taxonomy places the organism in Eukaryota, Fungi, Ascomycota, Pezizomycetes, Pezizales, Morchellaceae. The coding region runs from base 1 to 258 and encodes 85 amino acids.
AUGACUUUUAGCACCAUUCAAGAAGAAGCAAGAGUCCAGGAUACCGUAGGAGUAUUCCUUCUCGGUGCUCCGCUGUAUGCAGGGUCGGUUCUGCAUAAGGAUGGCCACUGUAUGAAACUAUUAACUGCACUUAAAACAAAAUUACCCCUUAGGGGUGACAACGGCACAAAGACAACCAUAUAUGUUGCCUUCGAAAUCAUCACUGGUUGGAAUAUGGAAGGUUGUAUGACGAAAAGAAAUUUCGCAAAUGGCGGGUGA